CAGUUCACAAUGGGAAAUUAUAGACAUUCUCCUGGGAACCAAAUUAUCUACUGUGGUAAAGGUUAUGAACCAUUUCUACCUCACGGUAGUAAACAAGUCAGUUGUCGACCAUGCCUUGCAAAUACAUUUAAAUCAGAGAGCUGCUUUUCAAAUGAUGAUAAUUGUCAUUGUAACGAUUUUACUUCAUGUGAAGAUGAUGAAAUUACAGUGAAAGGCAAUUGGACACGUGACAAUAUCUGCAUACGAAUUGAUCAAGCCAUGAACUAUAAUGAAACUUCUGACACACAAUUGUUGUCAUCGUUGUUAGAAUUGAAUACUAACAGUACUGCUGCUACAACAACUACUGCUACCACUAAAGAUAGCAAUUAUAAUGAGUACUUUCCAAAAGUCAUGUGGUUUGUUUUAGGGAUCAUCAAUCUACUGUUGCUUCUGUUGCUGGCAUUCGUGAUUUACAAACUCGUAAAGACUCGAUGCUGUAGAAUUUUUAGCCUCUUCAACUUUUGCAAUUUUUCAAAAAAUGUAACCACAACUACUAAUACCAGAGCUGCUGCCACUAAUACCACAGCUGCUAUUGGUGUUAAUAACGAAGCAGCUGCUAGUACCACAGCCACUGAUCGUCGUGUUUAUGACACUACCGAGGAUUAUAAUGCUGCCGAUGAUGGUGGCUAUGCACGUGCUGCUACUCGGCCUCUACUUAUGACGGCAGCACCUUCUUCAUUGGGAUCAUUGCCACCUCCAUUGCCUCUUCAUCUCCAUGAGGGGACAGGACCACAACAGCCUCAACGUCCACGGCCACCACAACUUCAACAAUUACACUCGCAACAGUCACAACUACCACAACAAUCGGAUUAUGAAAUAUAUAGCGUUGAAGCUGUCGACACGGAUUAUUGAAGCGUUCUUUAGUAACACUGGUUGACAGACUGAUAUAGCGUAUUAACUUAUAACUGUUUAAAAAAACCAACUUAAUGCUUUUGUUUUAGAUGUCGUUGUCUUUUGUUUGUUCACUCGUUAGUGCCAAUUUCAAAGUCCAAUUAUCAUUCAAUGGAAUUAAAAUAGGACACUGAGAUAAUUUUGGAGCAAAAUUUUCGAGCAAUUAUUUUUUGUAUCUUUGUGUUUUCUAUAGACGCGUUUUAUGAUUUAGAAAUUAUUUGUUAAGAUCAUGAAGUUGCCAUUGUUUUAGAUGUCGUUGUUUUUGUUUGUUCACUCAUUCUUUCUUCUAGAUUUUUCCAAUCAUGCGUUCGAUCAAUCAAUCAGUCAUAUGAAUUAUUAUAAUUAUUAUCAAGUGUGCGUAUAUAUACAUAUAUACAUAUAUAUGUAUGUGUGUAUAUCUCUCUAUAUAUGCGUUUGUGUAUAUAUAUUUUUGUUCUUUAUAUGAGAUUAAAUCUGAAUUUUUGAAGUAAAAUCUGCGACUUUGAAGUUCUAGUGUUCUUUUUGUUGCCUUCAUCGUUCUUAUCAUUAUAAUCUUUGUUAUCGUUAUCAUUUCUAUCAUUAUCAUUUGUGUUAUCAUUAUCCACGCUAUCCUGUUAUUAGUAUAUGUGAUAUAUUUUUAUUAAAAAACUUUUAGGUAAAUUGUAUAUAAAUUUAUUUAUUUCACUUGUAUAAUUUAUUUUAAAGCCUUACAUUUAUCUAUUUGAAAGCUGAAAUCAGACCAGUGCCUCACACACUCCAUCCCAUAUCUGCAGUGUGUUCUGUCUAGUAGUUUUUUAUUCAAACUUUUUUGGCAAAUACGUGAUUGAAAAUGAAUGAUGAUA
This is a messenger RNA of Helobdella robusta, 1751 nucleotides long. RefSeq lists its product as hypothetical. The record is from RefSeq and is a predicted model, not a curated record. Lineage: Eukaryota; Metazoa; Annelida; Clitellata; Rhynchobdellida; Glossiphoniidae. The transcript has 7 exons. Bases 10 to 891 code for a protein of 293 amino acids.